GCAUUCGGUUUGAGUUGCUGUCACGCGAAAGACACACAAAAAUGACAAAGAUCCUGCAGAAUUCCCUGCUGCAGCCAAGGACACGCUACCAGGUGUUGGCCACGAUGAUCGUGAACAUCAUAACAUUCGGCCAUGGCCUGGGCGUGGGCUGGCUCUCGCCGACCCUAACGAAAAUCCAAUCGCCGAGCUCCCCGCUGGACUUUGAGGUGAACAUCGACGAGGUAUCCUGGCUGGGCUCCAUGAUCGGUCUGGGCAGCUUAUGCGCCAAUCUGACGAUAGCCCUGCUCCUGGAACGAGCGGGCAGAAAGUUCUGCAUUUACCUUCUGGCCGUGCCCUAUGCGUGCCUCUGGAUACUCGUUUACUUUGCCUCGAAUGUUGGCUUUCUGUAUGCCGCGCGAUUCCUGUGCGGAUUUACUGGAGGCGCGGCAUUUGUGGUGUUUCCCAUUUACAUCAGCGAACUGGCGGAUACCAGCAUUCGAGGUGCUCUGUGUUCUAUGGUGAUGCUGUCCUACAACUUUGGCGUACUGGCUGGCUUUGUAUUGAGCACAUAUCUGCCUUAUCAUGUGGUACCCAUGCUGGGCAUUUGUCUGCCGAUUGCUUACUUUUUGGCCAAUCUAAUACUACCCGAAACAGCACCAUAUCUCCUGAGGCAGGGCCAGCUGAGUGCUGCCGAGAUAUCAUUUGAUUAUUACAAAAAUCCAACAGACCGCAAAGCCAAACAGACAACCAAGUGCGAUUUUGACGAGCUUCGAACAGCAGUCCUGGCCCAGCAGUGCCAGAACUCAGAGCCUCUGAGUUACAAGGACCUGACUACCAGACCCGCCCUGAAGGCCUUUGGGGCAGCUGCUGUGCUCUGCCUGGGACUCGAGUGUUGCAACGUGUACAGCUUCAUCAACUACAUGUCCGACACCUUUGCCUCGUCCGGACUGGCCCUGGACGCCAACACUUCAACGAUCAUCAUUGGGAUAGUGCAAAUAUUCGGCGUCUAUACAUCGACCCUGAUCGUGGACAUUGUGGGACGACGGCUGCUCAUGCUGAUCUCAACUCUGGGCGUGGGCCUGGGAUGCAUUGCCUUCGGCUGCUUCACCUACUGUGCGGAGCAGUUCGAUCUCACGGCUUUCAAUUGGCUGCCGUUGGUGCUGAUGAUCGUCAUCAUUUAUUUGGCAAACAUUGGACUAAUCGCCCUCUUCUUCCUCCAGCUGGUGGAACUGUUUCCAGCCAAGAUACGCUCGCUGGCCACCUCCAUAUCGGUGGUGUGGAUGAGUAUCUUGAUCUUUGCCACUUUGAAGCUCUUUCCUCUGAUGAUGUUCCACUGGGGCAUAUCGGCCACCAUGUGGUUCUCCGGCGCCUGGUCUUUGUUCACAUUUAUUUAUUUACUAUUCUUUUUGCCAGAAACUAUGGGCAAGUCCAUGAUUGAAGAUUAAAAUUUCUACAUUUA
Molecule: messenger RNA, 1438 nt
Organism: Drosophila miranda
Lineage: Eukaryota; Metazoa; Arthropoda; Insecta; Diptera; Drosophilidae
Product: facilitated trehalose transporter Tret1-like
Exons: 6
Coding region: 42-1424 (460 amino acids)
Biological process (GO): carbohydrate transport; transmembrane transport
Cellular component (GO): membrane
Molecular function (GO): sugar transmembrane transporter activity
Source: RefSeq, a predicted model, not a curated record